CUGGAUCUGCGCACGUCUGGACGAUGUGCAUAAAGAUCUGCGCUGGACAACUAAAAACGUCGCACAACUACUGACGAAUAUGCUCUUGCGGAAGACGUUCAACCCGACCAUCCAGCUCAUUCUACAAAAGCGAAAAGAAGAGGAAGCAAUGGUGCUGGCACAAAACAAGGAUAAUAAAACGCGAACAUCGCACGCGCAUCAGACACCAGGAA
Molecule: messenger RNA, 212 nt
Organism: Amoebophrya sp. A25
Lineage: Eukaryota; Dinophyceae; Syndiniales; Amoebophryaceae
Source: the annotation of a GenBank genome assembly